AUUGGCUCCCACACAAGCCACGCCCCCUGACGGUGGUAGAGGACAGAUUGAAGAUGGCGGCGUCCCUGAGGUCUUUUCUCCGCUCGGGCAGGGGAGGCGUGGCGGCGCUGCGUCGGCGAGACUUCCACCGCAGGGCUCCGGCCGCUGUGCAGGUGACGGUCCGUGAUGCCCUGAACCAGGCCAUGGACGAGGAGCUGGAGCGUGAUGACCGUGUGUUCCUGAUGGGUGAGGAGGUGGCGCAGUACGACGGAGCUUACAAGGUCAGCAGAGGUCUGUGGAAAAAGUACGGAGACAAACGCAUCAUCGAUACUCCAAUCUCAGAGAUGGGUUUUGCUGGUAUCGCCGUUGGAGCCGCCAUGGUGAGUUUGUUGUUCUUUUUUAUGAGACCCAUUGGUGAGUUCAUGACCUUCAAAUUCUCCAUGCAAGCCAUCGAUCAGGUCAUCAACUCGGCAGCCAAGACUUGCUACAUGUCCGCCGGCCUGCAGCCGGUGCCCAUCGUCUUCAGGGGACCCAACGGCUCCUCGGCCGGCGUCGCUGCACAGCACUCGCAGUGCUUCGCUGCGUGGUACGCUCACUGUCCAGGUUUGAAGGUCGUGAGUCCGUGGAACUCAGAAGAUGCCAAGGGCCUCCUUAAAUCAGCCAUCAGAGACGACAACCCUGUGGUGUUUCUGGAGAACGAGCUGCUAUACGGCGUGCCCUUCGAAAUGUCUGAAGAGUCGCAGUCAAAAGACUUCACCAUUCCCAUUGGCAAGGCCAAAGUGGAGCGACAAGGGAACCAUGUGACUUUGGUUUCUCACUCCCGGUUCGUGGGUCACUGUCUGGACGCUGCUGCCGUCCUCACCAAAGAAGGAAUCGAGUGUGAGGUGAUUAACCUUCGGACCAUCCGGCCGAUGGACGUGAACUGCAUUGAGACCAGUGUGAUGAAGACCAACCACCUGGUGACUGUGGAGGGGGGCUGGCCCCAGUUCGGGGUCGGAGCUGAGAUCUGCGCCCAGAUCAUGGAAGGCCCCGCCUUCAACUAUCUGGAUGCUCCAGUUACCAGGGUGACGGGUGUUGACAUCCCCAUGCCAUAUGCCAAAAUCCUGGAGGACAACAGUGUGCCACAGAUCAAAGACAUCAUCUUCUCCGUCAAGAAGACACUAAACGUCUGAGUGGAAACAUGUUCGAGGUCGUCUGUCUUUGUGAGGACCCGAUGACUUCAUGGUGAAAUGGUUCUCAACCCUCUGAUGGUCACUAAAGGUCAAAGUGCUUCUCACAAAGAAGGAUAAACACAACCUCUUCUAAACCCCGUCCUCUUCACAAUAAAAGUCUCCUCUUACUCACUCAGCAGAAAACAUUUGGUGGAGGGAAAAGCAAAAAGACUUGUUUUUUUUAACACAGUAGACUCCACCUUUACAUUGAUGUAACAUAACUGUGACAGUUUGUAGAAAAACUAAUGUGGACAGAACCACGAUAACCUUCAAAUACAGUUAAUGAUACUGCAAGAUGAUAAAACACCUAUUUAUAGACACAUAUCAAUGCAAAAUGUUUCAUCCUUCUGUUUUCUGUGCUAGCUAAGCCCCGCCCCCCAAAGCCAAACUUUAGUGUGAAGUGUCAGAAAGGAGGUGUGGCAAGUGGAGGCGGAGCUUGUUGUGAGUUGCUAUAAAUGAUUGUUACAGAAAAUAAAUGUCUGUUGUUGGGCUGUUCUUCUUGACUUCA
Messenger RNA from Thalassophryne amazonica, 1698 nucleotides. It is a transcript of the gene pdhb, whose product is annotated as pyruvate dehydrogenase E1 subunit beta. The record is from RefSeq and is a predicted model, not a curated record. Gene Ontology annotation, biological process: pyruvate decarboxylation to acetyl-CoA. Gene Ontology annotation, molecular function: pyruvate dehydrogenase (acetyl-transferring) activity. NCBI's taxonomy places the organism in Eukaryota, Metazoa, Chordata, Actinopteri, Batrachoidiformes, Batrachoididae.